Messenger RNA from Sesamum indicum (sesame), 1735 nucleotides. Its product is annotated as CBL-interacting serine/threonine-protein kinase 12. Gene Ontology annotation, biological process: signal transduction; protein phosphorylation. NCBI's taxonomy places the organism in Eukaryota, Viridiplantae, Streptophyta, Magnoliopsida, Lamiales, Pedaliaceae. Gene Ontology annotation, molecular function: protein serine/threonine kinase activity; ATP binding. The record is from RefSeq and is a predicted model, not a curated record.
GCCUGACAGCAGGACAGAAAUCCAGAAAUCUUACUGGCGAAAACCCAAUCACGAAACACAGCGCCAGUAUUAUCAGGACUUGAGAGGAAGUUGAAUCAAGAUUUCCAGGCAAUAUCUAUGGCAGCCGCCGUGCCCAAGGAUCCCAAGCAGAAAGAAAUGGCGGGGAUUUUAUUAGGCCGAUACGAUAUUGGGAAACUCCUCGGCCACGGGACGUUUGCCAAAGUGUACCAUGCGAGGAACGUGAGGACGGGGGAAAGUGUGGCGAUUAAGGUGAUUGAUAAAGAGAAAAUCUUGAAAGUGGGUUUGAAAGCCCACAUCAAACGGGAGAUCUCCAUUUUGAGGAGAGUUCGUCAUCCAAACAUUGUGCAAUUGUUUGAAGUUAUGGCGUCCAAGUCUAAAAUCUUCUUUGUUAUGGAGUAUGUGAAGGGCGGUGAGCUAUUCAACAAGGUGGCCAAGGGCCGGCUUAAGGAGGAAGAUGCCAGGACGUACUUCCAGCAAUUGGUUUCCGCGGUGGCCUUCUGCCACGCGCGCGGCGUGUACCACCGUGAUUUGAAACCUGAAAAUAUAUUGCUUGAUGAAGAUGGGAACGUUAAAGUGUCCGAUUUUGGGUUGAGUGCUAUAUCUGAGCAGAUUAAGCAAGAUGGGCUUUUUCAUACCUUUUGUGGGACUCCGGCGUACGUGUCGCCGGAGGUGCUGGCAAGAAAAGGGUAUGAUGCGGCGAAGGUUGAUAUUUGGAGCUGUGGGGUGAUACUAUUUGUUUUGAUGGCUGGCUACUUGCCGUUUCACGAUCAGAACAUCAUGGCCAUGUAUAAGAAAAUUAAUAAAGGCGAAUUUAGAUGUCCAAGGUGGUUUUCGCCUGAAUUGAUUGAACUUUUGACUCGAUUGCUCGACACGAAUCCUGAAACCCGGAUCACAAUUCCGGAGAUCAUGGAUAAUAAAUGGUUUAAGAAGGGGUUUAAGCAUGUGAAAUUCUACAUUGAGGAUGAUAAAUUAUGUAGUUUUGAUGGUUGUGAGAAUGAUGAUAUUGAUUCUUUAUCUUCUGAAUCGGUGUCUGAGUCGGAGUCUGAGGUGGAGACCAGAAGAAAGGUCACCAGUCUUGCUAGGCCUGCUAGCUUGAAUGCCUUUGAUAUCAUUUCGUUUUCGCGUGGUUUUGAUUUGUCCGGGUUGUUUGAGGAAGGAUCAGAUGAAGGAGCGAGAUUUGUUUCAGGGGCUCCAGUUUCAACAAUCAUAUCAAAGUUGGAGGAAAUUGCCAAGGUAGUGCGUUUUGCGGUGAGGAAAAAGGAUUGUAGAGUAAGUUUGGAGGGACCUAGGGAUGGUGCUAAGGGACCUUUGACGAUUGCAGCCGAAAUAUUUGAAUUAACACCGUCUUUGAGAGUGGUUGAGGUUAAGAAAAAAGGAGGAGAUAGAAGAGAAUACGAAGAGUUCUGUAAAAGUGAAUUGAAGCCUGGUCUUACAAGCCUUAUGAUGGAAAAUGUUGCAAAUUCUUCUUACUUGCCUUCGGACACCGAAUAGAUAGAGAAAGAAGAGAAAAGAUAACAUUCCAUGUUUUCCUUGUUUCUUGUAGAUUCCAUAUGAUGUUUACUCCCGCUGCAGAUAAUAGUACCUCUGAUUGCUGUGCUAGUGAGAUGAAAGGUUGACUGCUUCUUCAGUCUGUUGUUAAUUUUCUUUAUUAAGGAACGUGCUGUAAAACCAAUGAAUACACGAAUAUACUAUAUGCCGUUGGCUACUUGAUGAA